Molecule: messenger RNA, 873 nt
Organism: Trichosporon asahii var. asahii CBS 2479
Lineage: Eukaryota; Fungi; Basidiomycota; Tremellomycetes; Trichosporonales; Trichosporonaceae
Exons: 6
Coding region: 1-873 (290 amino acids)
Biological process (GO): ubiquitin-dependent protein catabolic process
Cellular component (GO): nucleus; proteasome core complex, alpha-subunit complex; proteasome core complex
Source: RefSeq, a predicted model, not a curated record
AUGUUCCGCAACUCUUACGACUCGGACAACACCACCUUCUCGCCUCAAGGCAAGCUUCACCAGGUCGAGUAUGCUCUCGAGGCCGUGAAGCAGGGUUCGGCGGCGAUUGGCAUGCGCUCCAAGACGCAUGCCAUCCUGCUCACCCUCAAGCGUUCGACUGGCGAGCUUGCGACGUACCAGAAGAAAAUGAUCACCAUCGACGACCACGUCGGUAUCGCCAUCGCCGGUCUGACGUCGGACGCCCGUGUGCUUAGCAAUUCAAUGAGGCAGCAGGCCAUGCAGUCCAGGAUGCUGUACGGACGUCCCAUCCCCGUCGCCCGUCUUGUCCAGACCAUUGCCGACAAGGCCCAGAACAACACGCAGAUUUACGGUAGGAGGCCGUACGGAGUCGGAUUCCUCGUUAUCGGCCAGGACGAGACUGGACCGCACCUGUUCGAGUUCUCUCCCGCGGGAACAGCGUUCGAGUACUACGCCCACUCGAUCGGUGCGCGCUCGCAGUCUGCCAAGACGUACCUUGAGCAGAACUACGAGGCGUUCGAGGACGCGUCGCUGGAGGAGCUUGUGCGCCACGGACUGAAUGCGCUCGCGGACACGCUGCAGCAGGACAAGAACCUGACCAAGCGCAACACGAGUAUCGGCAUCAUUGGACCGUCGACCGAGGCCGUCGACCGCGCCGAGGAGGGCAAGGUGUCGGGUGCCGCGCAGCGCGGGUACUUCCGGGUGAUUGAGAAUGACGAUGUCGAGCCCAUCCUCCGCUCGUGGCGCAGGUCGCGCGGCGAGCCUGAGGACGAGCCUGAGGCUGAGGGCGAGGGUGAGACGCAGCAGCAGGGCGGAGACGCGGCGCAGCCGCAGGACGACGUCGAGAUGGCCUAG